Messenger RNA from Fusarium keratoplasticum, 759 nucleotides. RefSeq lists its product as uncharacterized. The transcript has 2 exons. The record is from RefSeq and is a predicted model, not a curated record. The coding region runs from base 1 to 759 and encodes 252 amino acids. Lineage: Eukaryota; Fungi; Ascomycota; Sordariomycetes; Hypocreales; Nectriaceae.
AUGGCUGAUAAAGUCAUUUCGCUGCUCGGCGACAAGGCCGUAUCGGCUCAAGAGGCCGCUCAGAAGCUUACCGACCCUAGCAGAACCGCCUUUGUCAAAGAUGGUGAUCUGUCCCGAUUCGAAGAGGGGCUUAACGCCCUUUGGUACAACAUCCUAUCUGCCGCCGAGAAGACCCCUCAUGACCAGCAGGAUAAGCUUGUGGACGUGAUGCGCGCCAUCAAAGGCAUGCCGGAGCCUGUCCACGAAGGGAAGAAGAUUGAGAUUUGGGGUCAGGAGACGCGCUGGGAUGAGCUUCCCAUGUUUGGGGCUCUAACCCGGGAGCGGCUGGACAUUGCUCAAUCAAGGUCGGGUCAGGCGUUUGUCAACAUCAAUGCCUUCUUUGCUCGGCUUACGGCUGCCAAUAUUGAAGACAAUCUUUUGUUCGCCAUCUGGGUCUUCCGUGAUGGACUCGAGGAUCCUGCAGAGGAUGAGAUUGCACAAAAGACUUCGCCCGAGCUACUGAAGGCAGCUGCAGUCUGGUUCAUCUACGCAGCUGAGAGCUUGGCAAAGGCCAGAGAUGAAGCGGAGCAGUUUGAUGGCAAGGUGGCAAGACCAGGAGAAAGCUUGUCGGCAUUCAAAGAUGUGCCUGGAUGGAGAGGCUUUUGCCCGGAUCGAUGGAAUGUGUGGAAGGCUCGGCUCUCAUCUCUUGAGAAGACGGAAUCGCUGGCAGAUGCCCAGCCUCUGAUUGACCAAGCGCUGGAUAAGCUGAACAAGGUUUAG